Orbicella faveolata is the source of this 2316-nucleotide messenger RNA. RefSeq lists its product as uncharacterized. The record is from RefSeq and is a predicted model, not a curated record. Gene Ontology annotation, cellular component: Golgi apparatus. Lineage: Eukaryota; Metazoa; Cnidaria; Anthozoa; Scleractinia; Merulinidae.
CUUUCUGGCCUGUGAGCAGGCUCUCAAGCUUUGCAGCACGAGCAAAUGCGAAGGAAUGAGAAAUGAGUCGGCGCGCGAAACGGGCUGGUGAGGGCGGCACGAAAAGAGGCUCUCGUUUUCGCCGGCUCGCUUCCUUUGCCCACUCGUCUCUCGCAGCUUCGCGUGUGAUGGUGCUGCAGUGCAUGAAUGCGGUUUGAAUGAGGUUUUUUCCUAAGAUGACUAAGAUCAGGAGCCCAUUGCUAAGAUGGAGGGGGAUCUUUCCCGCGGAUCGACUGUGUCCCGAAUAUCGCUCGCAAAGACUUCUGGGUGAUAAACGAAAAGACCUGUGUCUAUUGGAAUGACCACACUCUUAACAGCGGCGAUCGAUCGAAGUUCACUGUUUUGAGUUGGAAACGGAAAAUCAAGUACACACCAAUAAGCCAUAAGAAAAGAAAAUCCAUUACCGCACACGUACAUAAGCUGCAGUAAUCUUGAACAUGGCUUCAUGGCGCAACUAAGCAAAGGAGUAUUCCGUUCCAUGGUCUGUCGACUUCACGUGAACUCUCGGUGCCAUCAUCGCACUGGUGAUUAACUGCUCUUUUACAACUCUCUAAACUUCCUGAUUUUCCGGCGGCGGGUUUUGAUGUACUUCCAGAAAGCUUUUGUUUUGAGAUGGAAAGAGUGCUGGAUGUUCGUCGACCGCCAGAACAGAGUCAAACUGGGCUGUCCAGAGCAUCGAAGAUAUUCUUUGGUUGCGACAUUUUUCAAGUCAUUGCUGUAGUAGUGUUUCAAAGUUCAAUGAUUGCUCUUGGAGACUUCAGUGCCUACAAUAAUACCAAGCAUCCUGGAAUGGGACCAGGUCGCAGGAUUUAUAUGGUAAUCUACAUGGGUGCUGUUUUUUACACAUGUCUUCUCUGCUUAUUUGCUGUUAAGCGACAGAACUUUAUGGAAAUUAUAGCCUUUGAUUUGCAAAACUUUGGAUUUCUUGCAUACAGCUUCAUCCAACUUUAUCAUGUGAGAUUCAAGAAAUAUAACGGAUUAAGAACCAGUGAGAGUGAUGCUCUACCAAGGAUUGUAAUAGCCAAUGCAAUGACCCUUUUGAUUCUUAAUAUUGUUUUUACGUACCUCUCAUACAAACUGUACAUGGAAUUUGGAUGGAAAAUCUAUAAAAGAGUGCGUUUUAACAUCAGGCUGAGAGGAAUUUAUCAACUGUAUGAACUUCUGUUUUGCCUUUUGAAAAUGGAAAUUCUUUACUGGGGAAUGUUUGCCAUCGUUCACAGUUUUGUUUUGUUGCGGGACUCACAUAACAUUCUCUAUUUCAUGAGCCUGUCAUUUAUACCUUUAACAUUAAUGUAUGCUGGUCUGGGCUACUAUGCGGCACGGCGUGAGAACAGAGUGCUCAUGAUAUUUUUCCUUACCUGGACCCUUGCUGGGAUUGGUUACUUCUUGUACAAACUUUAUGGGUUUAUUACUCGUACAUGCAAUGGCUGUGCUGAGUUUGAAGUCACUGGAAAAGAUAUCCCUUCUGAAGCUUUCAUGCAUUUUGUUUAUUUAGGAUCCAUGAACCUUGUGGUUGCCAUAAUAAUAUUUGGCAUUGCAGUAAAGGUAUACCGUAAUUUUGGUGGUGGAUUAGCGCAGCAUUUUCGACAAAAGAAGAAACCUCAAGAAAAGUCUGCAGCUAGAUUAAGCCUAGGACGAGGGAGUCAUUGUUACACUGAAGAGAGUGUCGUUUCCGUGACGUCAUACGACAGCGCAUAUGACGAGUUUGGGGAGAGCGUUAGGUUGGACCGAGGAAUGUUACAUCCUGUUCACACAGAUCUGCCAUUACUGACGGAAAACGGACACCUUCGAGUGGACAAACGAAGCUGUAGUUUGCCGAAUUUGCUGUCAGACUCCUCGGCAAGGCCUGCUUGUUAUCCGGGCCGGCCAUUGGAUGGAGAUGUUUCUUUAUUGAGCGGUUGGCUGCAAGCGGACGAAGGGAAGCGAGACUCCGCAAACCUAGAAAUCAUCGCAGAAGAGGCAACAGUCGAAAAUCCAGAAACAUGUGAAUCUGGAGCAAAACUAGCUCCCGAUGAAACGCCUCUUCAGGCCGAUGAGACUACGCAAGGCUCCAUAUUCAAUGCAUUUACAAACGGUGUUCACACAUCAAACAAUAGCAAUCUCUCUUCUUCUAACUUCCACGUACAUGGUUGUGUGAAUAACGCAACUGAACUGCUCGUAUGUAGAGACACGCAUCUGGUGCCUAAACAUGGACAGAAUGGCCAUCUUCCCGGGAAAGCUCGCAUGAAGCAUGCCGGCACAAGCUUUGAAAAUAGUUGNAUAUUCUUGUGUCCUUGA